AUGAAUUCCCUUCAGUUAUGCUGUGAUCGCAAUUACUUUAAUGUGAUGGUUGACGAUGAAACCUACCUGGAACUAAUUAAUGAUCCAAAUAAGUUGAGCAGCUAUGCCGAACAAGUUCGCGACAUUAUGACGAAUAAUGAAUCAAUUAGUGAUUCAGAUAUUAAUUUACCAGGACCAAGUACCAGCACUAGUGAUUUGACCAGUGAUGGGAAUUUUUCUGAGCUGAUAAGGGGGCCAAGUACUAGUACUGGGACAACUAACACUGAAAACGUUUUCAAAUGGACUCAAUCACUGACUCUUAUGUUAAUUGACCUGAGAUUGAAAAAAGAAAAAGAUUUUAAUCGGCCAAUAUGUAAGAAAAAAAAGCUUUGGGAGCAAAUUGCAUGUGAAAUCAAAACCAAAACUGGGAAAUUUGUUACCAGCGAAAUGUGUGAUAUAAAAUAUCGUAACCUACUAAGUACUUAUAAAAUAAAUUAAAAAAAAUCCCAACAAAGUGGAGAGGGGUGCAUUUCAUGGGAAUUUUAUAAAAUGUUUGAUGAAAUAUUAGGAUGUAAAGCUAAUAUUCUGCCCCACAGGGAAGUAUUAGGAAGUGUGGACAGCAUAAGUGAGGCUUCAACAGUGAAUGAAACUGAUGCGACUGAAUCAGAAACUGAAGAGAAGAGGCUGAACGGGGGACCUCAACCUCUGGUUGAGAAUUUAAAAAAUAAUAGGGAAAGAAAUAAGAAACGUAAAAGGUCUAUUGAUAUUGGUGAAUAUUUAUUUCAAAAGCAAAUAGAAGAUAAGGAGAAAAGGUUAGAGAAAGAAAAAGGAAAAGACGAACGCUGGAAAGAAAAGCGAGCCUUGAAAGCAAGAGAAAUUGAAGCUAUAGAAAAAUUGGCAGAGGCAAUUGCCAAGCAGAAAAAAGACUAG
Molecule: messenger RNA, 909 nt
Organism: Ceutorhynchus assimilis (cabbage seed weevil)
Lineage: Eukaryota; Metazoa; Arthropoda; Insecta; Coleoptera; Curculionidae
Source: the annotation of a GenBank genome assembly